Messenger RNA from Rhinocladiella mackenziei CBS 650.93, 2841 nucleotides. RefSeq lists its product as uncharacterized. Bases 1 to 2841 code for a protein of 946 amino acids. The record is from RefSeq and is a predicted model, not a curated record. Gene Ontology annotation, molecular function: UDP-glycosyltransferase activity; hexosyltransferase activity. Lineage: Eukaryota; Fungi; Ascomycota; Eurotiomycetes; Chaetothyriales; Herpotrichiellaceae. Gene Ontology annotation, biological process: carbohydrate metabolic process. The transcript is spliced from 5 exons.
AUGUCGCCGCCCCAAACUUCUGAGGAUACUGAUCAAGAAGAUCACAACUAUCAGGAUAUUGCAUCUCUCUGUCCUCCAUUAUUUUACCCCUCGAACAGAUGUACAACUAGAACAGACAUCGAUGACAACGGCUCCAUCGGCAUUGACAUCAAACAAUCCAAUACGGUAUUCUCCGACCAUCUCGCUCCUCAUGUCCAGGCCCAGCUACAACAAGCAAUACAUGCAGACGACGCUCGUCUAGAGAGACCUUCGCUCCCAGGAGUCUCGGCCGAAAUUUCACAGCACCCGUUACACCUGAAUAUUGUGAUCCAGGUCGUUGGAUCGAGAGGCGACAUCCAGCCUUUUGUGGCACUUGGGAAAACACUUCGAGAAAUUUACGGCCAUCGCGUGCGCAUUGCUACUCAUGCAGCCUUUAAGUCAUUGGUGCAACGAGAAGGAUUGGAGUUCUUUUGCAUUGGUGGCAAUCCGGAGGCACUGAUGAAAUUCAUGGUCAAGAACCCCGGCUUGCUACCACACUACGAAGCCCUGCGCAGCGGCGAUGUAUUAAAGCAACGAAAAUGUCUCUAUGAAGUUCUCAAGGGUUGUUGGAGAUCCUGCAUCGAGGCAGGGGAUGGAAUGGGACCACGGCCGAGAAACGAAGACUACGCUGGUCUAAGAGAGUGGAGUUCCACUGAAACGAAUGCAAAGCCAUUCGUUGCAGAUGUUAUCAUUGCGAAUCCACCUAGUUUUGCUCAUGUACAUUGUGCAGAAAGGUUAGGAAUUCCGUUGCAUCUCAUGUUCACGAUGCCAUGGACGCCAACGCAGGCGUUUCCCCAUCCACUCACCACUCUACGCUCUUCCAACGUAGAUAGAGGAUUGGCCAAUCUGAUAUCUUACUUUCUCGUGGAAAACAUCAUCUGGCACGGUCUGGGGGAUGUCAUAAAUCUAUUCCGAUGGCGAUGUCUCCAUUUGGAGCCGCUGAGCAUAAUGUGGGCUCCAGGAAUAAGCCAACGACUUCGCCUGCAUUUCACUUAUGCUUGGUCUCCAGCUUUGCUGGCAAAGCCUCCUGAUUGGGGCCCCAAUAUCUCCGUUGCUGGAUACUUCCAGCUCCCGCCGCUGGCUUCUCCUCCAGAAGUCCCAGAUGAAUUAUUGCGGUUUCUUGCGGAUGGUCCUCCACCGAUAUAUAUAGGCUUUGGUUCGAUUGUCGUGAGAGACCCCGGUGCUAUGACGAAAAUCAUAUUUGAUGCCAUUGCAGAGGCGGGCGUGCGGGCGAUAGUUUCCGUCGGAUGGGCUGGUCUUGGAGGCGAAGAUAUCCCCCAGGAUGUUCACCUGAUAUCUGACAUUCCGCACAGUUGGCUUUUUGAGCGAGUUUCCGCCGUUGUACACCAUGGAGGGGCGGGAACCACUGCAGCCGGUCUGAUGGCUGGCAAACCAACCGUGAUCAUACCGUUCUUUGGUGACCAGCACUUUUGGGGCAAAAUAGUCGCGCAAACGGGCGCGGGACCGAGACCGAUUCCAUACAAAGCAUUGACGGCAAAGGCGCUGGCCGCAGCGAUAAGCCAGGCAUUACUUCCGCCCAUGGUCGCCACCGCUCGAUGCCUGAGUGACCAGAUCAGACAUGAGCACGGAUGUGAAACUGGUGCUGAAAUCUUCCACGCUAAACUGCCGUUGUCGAAGCUCCGGUGCUCGGUCGUCCCACAUCAUGCAGCGAUCUGGAAAGUCAAAAGGACGCAAAUACGGCUGUGUUCUCUCGCGGCGACAACUCUCUGCAAAGAAGGGCUACUGCAAAAAGAUGAUCUCGAAUUAUAUCGAUCCCAGGAAUAUGAGCUGGAAGGUGGCCCCUGGGACCCGAUCUCAGGGACUAUCACCACGUUACUCGGCGCCUUUGGGAGGUUGACGCAAGAGUUUGUCGACUUGCCAAUUCACCUUGUGCAGACGUUUCAGCCACCCAAUCCCGAGCACCAAGGGCCUUGCGGCCUGUUCCCUGAAGGCGACGGCAUAUCCCAUGCAGACGAGCCUCGGAGUCCAGGCACAACCUCUUCAGCGACGUCCCCAAAGCCCAGCGCCACUCUUUCUGCAGCAGACAAAGCUGCCCAACGCCAUAAUUCCCGUCACUUUGGUGUCCCCGAAUCGUUUCGAAGGCGACUGCUCAAGAAACAGCUGGAAGCGGAACUGUGUGGCUCCUUUGGCCGUCGAGCAUCUUUGCGGCGUCACCAGCAUGACCACCAUUUUCUUCAUAAAGGAGGACCAAAGGCCCUUCUUCAAACCAUCCGAGACAUCUCUCUCGACGUAUCAUCCAACAUCGCCUCAUCAUUCGCAAAUAUCGCCGGGGCUGGACUGGGCUUCCCCGUCACUUUAACCAUGUCACUUGCACUGGGAUUCCACAACGCGCCCAAGCUGUACGGCGACCGGACCGUCCGGCCACCGCCUUCCACACACGUCACCAAUUUCACACGGGGUCUGAAGAAUGGCUUGCAUGAGUUUUGGAACGAGAUGUCCGACGCUGUUACGGGCAUCAUAUUUCUCCCCCUCCACGGAGCGAGGGACGAUGGGAUUGUGGGUUUCACCAGAGGUAUCGGGAUGGGGGCAGGCGGGCUCGCGCUCAAACCAAUGGCGGCAAUCUUUGGGUUUCCAGCAUACACGCUAAGUGGAUUACAUAAGGAGCUGCAGAAGCGCAAUAUUCUGGAUUUCACGGCGUAUAUCGAUGCGGCGAGGACAGCACAGGGGAGGGAUGAGUGGGACAGGGCCACGGAUGAGGAGAAGAAAGAGAUCAUCAAGCGUUGGGGAGAACUUGUCCGAGACCAUGUGGAGGGUCAAAAGUCCAAAAGGGCGACAUUGUGGAACCGCCGUUCAGUCUUUUAG